Molecule: messenger RNA, 1784 nt
Organism: Exophiala oligosperma
Lineage: Eukaryota; Fungi; Ascomycota; Eurotiomycetes; Chaetothyriales; Herpotrichiellaceae
Exons: 4
Coding region: 61-1455 (464 amino acids)
Molecular function (GO): monoacylglycerol lipase activity
Source: RefSeq, a predicted model, not a curated record
CCCUCCCUUCCCUUUGACCUGCGCAGUAUCGACAGACACACUCUUUUCUACACGUCGGAUAUGGCGGUGGGCACUUUGAAGUCGGGGCAAUCUACACUAAGGAAGGCUCAGCAUCUCUGUGUUUUGGUACAUGGGCUUUGGGGAUACGCGACUCACCUCAACUAUCUCGCACAGGCUUUGCGCGAGAAGCACAAUGAUGACAAGCUCAUAAUUCUGGCCUGCCGAUCUAAUCCAGGCUCGCUCACCUACGAUGGCGUCGAGGUCGGCGCCGAACGAGUUGCCAAAGAGAUUGAGGACAUGUUGGAAGAGUUAGAGAGAGAUGGCUACAAAAUCACCCGUUUCUCCAUCGUCGGUUACUCACUGGGCGGUCUGGUCGCACGCUAUGCCGUUGGACUGCUGUAUCACAAGGGCUAUUUCGAGAAGAUAACCCCCGUCAAUUUCACUACUUUCGUCACUCCUCAUCUGGGUGUCCGAACUCCUCUGAGAGGAUAUCAGAAUCACCUUUGGAAUGUGCUGGGGGCGAGGACGUUAUCAAAAAGUGGUCGACAGCUGUUCAUGAUCGAUAAGUUUCGAGGUACAGAGAGACCGCUUUUGAGUGUUCUAGCCGACCCGGACAGUAUAUUCAUUGCAGCCCUCCGCCAGUUCCAGCGACGGUCUUUGUACACCAAUAUCGUCAACGACAGGUCCGCCGUAUACUAUACGACCGGCAUAUCGAAAAGCGAUCCUUUUACUGACCUCCAGAAGCUUAAUCUUCACUACCUGAAAGACUUUGAGCCUGUCAUACUGAACCCCGAUCGGCCUAUUGAAGUUGCACCCGAGGACCAGUUACCUUCAUUUUAUCAACGCAUCCGGAUCAGCAGUCAAACCGUCCUCCGUCGGACACCGAUUAUUUUGGCAUUGGUUGUGCUGAUCCCAAUAGCCACCGUGGCCUUCCUUGCGAAUUCUUGUGUCCAAACCUUUCGCAGCCGCCGCCGCAUCCGAUUGCACGAGACCGAUGAGCAAGGAGUAGGAUUUGGCAUGUACAAUAUUCCCUGGAUGGUGCGGGAAAUGCGUGUGGGUCUUGAAGAUGCAUUCGAAAAUGUCAACGCUGCCCAACAGCAGGACUACCUUCCCCAAGGAUCAGAGGAGAUCGCUACAAAGCCUGCUUCACCGUCCAUGUCCACAUUGACAAACACAUCUGCCGAAUCGCUGCUGUCUGAAAAAGCGGAUAAGGCUCUGCUCCAGAAGAAGUCCUCACCGACCGAGAGAGCCCCAGAUUUCCCCACCUUGGCCUUGACUCCAGCUCAAUUUGCUGCAAUCAACGCUCUCGACGAUGUAGGAUUCCGAAAGUACCCCGUCCACAUCCACAAGAGCAGUCAUAGCCACGCAGCCAUCAUUGUGCGGACACCCAAACCUGCAUUCGAAGAAGGUAAAGUGGUUGUCAAACAUUGGUUGGAGAAGGAGUUCCAAAUUUGAAACCAUCAGACACCUGUCCACAAGCGUUGUGUCUGUCACGGAUCUGUGGGACAUCCUGAAUCAUGACUUGUCAAAAUAUCAUUGACUGACUGGUCGAGGUGUUAAUCGAAUAUGGACGGCAUCUCGAUUACCUCACGGUAGAAGGGCCAUCUUGGCCGUCCGGCGAUUAUGGUAAGCUACAGGGCCCUGCGCGACAUAAUGCAUUCGUAUUUGGCGAUUGUCAUAUUUCUGCAUCAUUUACAAGUUCAGCAUGCAUGUUGUCAUUUUCAGCGAUGGAGUUGGAUAGGUGACUCAGGUAGAUUCUGAAUCUGCGAUCAUUUGCACUCACU